CAAUCGCUGGGUUUAAUCUGCGAGCCGGAGCUCUGUCGGUCGGGCGCUGCUGUGUGGAGCAGCCUCAAGCGCUGCGAUCUCUCUCCAGUCAGGUGGAGCGACUGUAUCAGCUCAGAGCGCAGACAUCACGACCACCACCACCACCACUACUUCCUCCUGUUCCUUCUUCUCUGCCGCAGCUGCCACUGCUCUUCCGCUGAUGCCACUCCGGCCGACGCUGCUUCUUCUGCCGACGACGAAAGAAGAAGAAGAGGAAGAAGGCAGGCGCAGAGACGAGCUGUAGAUUCGGGUGCCCGAUAUCUGCGCGGCGCAAGAGAACGCACCGCGGCUCUGGCUCGGAGCUGCUCGCUGGGCUGGGCUGGGCUCGGGGAAAUGUGACUGGGGAAACACAACACGUUUUUGUUGUUGUUGUUGGUGGUGGUGGGGGUGUUUCUCCUCUCCUUUCGCUUGCUUUUUGAUUGUUUCGUGAAUCUUCCCGUAGCUUGUUUGACACGAGGACUGUUGCGGUAACGCGCGGGUUGGCUCCGGGUUACGCGCGUGGCGACGUCUGCAGCCCCGCGGAACCCCCACGGCGCGCGAUGUGGCUCCUGGUGUGAAACUCGAGCCGUGGACGCAGUUUGCGCUUUUCGUUUGCUCGGACUUUCGUGACGGCUGCGGGCUCCUGCAAUUACUCCGACGACGACGGUGAUUGAUGAUGAUGAUGAUGACGAUCCAGCGCCGCUUAUUGCUCCAGCACGUGAAGAGUUCACGGGCACAGUUGCCCACCACCACCACCACCACCACCUCCUCCUCCUCAUCCUCCACCACCGAGCCCACCGGAUCGGCACCCGAGCAGGAGGAUUGAACGCGCGCAAGUUAAGAGAAGGGCGAACCUCUCUCACCAUUCCGCUUUGGCGAGAACGUUCACUCAGACGAGGUGGAGUGCGCCGAUCGCGGUGCCGGUGGCUCACUCGCUCACGCCCUUAGCGCGCGCUCGUUGGCUGCGUUUCGUUGUCAUUGUCUCCAAAAACCUCAUCGUCACAUCGUUACGUCGUUGUCAGCCUAUCUUCGCUGUCAUCACCGCAUCGUUAUCAACCCAUCCCUCGACCACUUUCGCCGCCGUCACCGCCGUAAGCUCUUGGAGCGCGCAGCGAGGGAAGGGCUGAGCGCACCACCAACUACUCCGGGGAAGAUCGCAACCCUCCUCAGAUGAACAAUCAGUCUCGAGCCGACCCAACCCGACCCGAUCCGGCCAGGGCACCAGCCGGACCUGCUCCCCGGGUGCUUCGUCCGCGGGUUCGCUUCGGCUGCCUUGCUGCAACCCACCGCCUUCUUGCCAGUGUUAUCCACCCCCACCCCCCCACGCUGACUUGAGAUGAGCCGGCUACGCGUGAACGCGAUCCUGGGACUCGACGUCAGCGGCAGCGGCAGCAGCACGGCAGGGCUCGGAUUCGUCUGCCUGCUGCUGCUCUGGCUGUCUCCCGCGAGCACCAGCGACUGCCCCAAGAACUGCAGCUGCUACAUGCUGCCCGUCACCGCGAACUGCCAGUCGCUGGGAUUCGUCAGGAUCCCAUCGGGCCUGCCCAGGAAUAGCCACCGAGUGCUCCUGCAGAACAACCGCAUCACAGCGGUGCCUCGCGAGAACGCCCUCAGUCCCGACACCGUUGCCCUGUCGCUUUUCUCCAACAACAUCACCAUCAUCCAGCCCGGUGCGUUCGCCGCCUUCUCUCGGCUGGACGAGUUGGACCUCGGAAACAACCGUUACCUGCAGUGGCUGGACGCGGACACGUUCCUAGGACUUGUGAACUUGCACACGCUGCACCUGUACCGAUGCGGGCUGCAGGAGCUGCCGGACAGAGUGUUCGCCGGCCUCAGGGGACUGCAGCAUCUGUACCUGCAGCAGAACGAGCUGAUGCAUCUGCAGGAUGACCUGUUCGGGGAGCUGUCGAACCUCACCCACCUCUUCCUGCACGGCAACAAGCUGCUGAGUCUUUCCGACAACGUUUUCCGGGGCUUGCACAGCCUCGACAAGCUGCUGCUGCACCACAACAGGCUGCGGGCAAUCCGCCGCCGCAUCUUCCGCGGCCUCUCGGCCCUCUCCACCCUCUACCUGUUCAACAACGAGCUCACCGAGCUCUCGGGCCACGCCAUGGGCGACCUGUCGGGCCUCCAGUACCUGCGGCUCAACAACAACACGUGGGCCUGCGACUGCCGCCUCUUCUCGCUCUGGGAGUGGUUCAAGCGCUUUCGCGGCUCGAGCACCGAGGUCGUCUGUCACUCGCCCUCGAACCUCGUCAACCGCAACCUCAGGUCGCUGGCGGAGAACACGUUCAUGUCGUGCAACCUGGGCCCCACCUCGUCCACCUACUACGCCGUCGCCACUCACCCGUUCCGACCAGACAAGGCGUCGGGAACCCACGCACCGAAGACUCCGGCGGCGCCCGGAAUAGGAGGAGGAGGUGGCGAUGCCAAGACGUCGGCCGUGGCCAUCUCGCCGAUCAUCAAGGUGCCGACGAGACGAAAGUGCCGCAAGCACACGGCGGCGCGCAGCCCGCGCCAACGCAGCCGGGCAGGGCUACCUCGACGGCAAGCAGGAGCGCGACGGCGCCGCCGGGGACCUGCCGCACCUCGACACGUACUUCAAGGAGCUGGACGACGACGUGGGUGGCCACGCGGGCGGCACGCAGCCCGCCAGCCCCAAGUGCAGCCGGAGCAAGAAGAUGGAGGGGGCCGACCUUCAGCACGGAGGGCAGGCGGCGGGAGGAGGGGCAGCCGGGCACGUCCACGGGCGGAGCGGAGCGGGGUUCGACGCCGUGGCGAGUUUAACAAACAAAACGAAGAGGCCAGUCGCUAA
Molecule: messenger RNA, 2833 nt
Organism: Lethenteron reissneri (Far Eastern brook lamprey)
Lineage: Eukaryota; Metazoa; Chordata; Hyperoartia; Petromyzontiformes; Petromyzontidae
Product: reticulon-4 receptor-like 2
Cellular component (GO): plasma membrane
Molecular function (GO): protein binding
Source: RefSeq, a predicted model, not a curated record